Oryzias melastigma (Indian medaka) is the source of this 2457-nucleotide messenger RNA. Its product is annotated as RING finger protein 222. The record is from RefSeq and is a predicted model, not a curated record. NCBI's taxonomy places the organism in Eukaryota, Metazoa, Chordata, Actinopteri, Beloniformes, Adrianichthyidae. Bases 276 to 914 code for a protein of 212 amino acids. The transcript has a single exon.
AAUAGAAUAGAAUAGAAUAGAAUAGAAUAGAAUAGAAUAGAAAACUUUAAUUGUUUGGGGUUUUUUUUAAAGGAAGAAAAUGUUCAAUCUAAAAAGCUCUUAAUAGAAUCCAGUAUAGUCACCUGUUUUGACAGCUGGCCGGCCCUGUUUGACAAGUUACUCCAUGUCGCCAACACCCAUAACCAAUAGCAAAGAAAGCUGAUAAGGAAACAGCAGUUUGGAGAGCACUGCGAUUUACUGUCAAACUACUGGAUAGACGGCUCCCCACUCUUUUCAUGGCCCUUCAGAAGGAGAACAACCAGGAGGACACGCGGGAAUGUCCGGUGUGCUACGACAGUCUCGCGGGCAUUGAGAGGACUCUGAGCUGCGGACAUGUCUUCUGUCACGACUGCCUGGUCAAGACGCUGGUAAGCAUCAACGGCGACGGGAACAUCCGAGACACCAUCGCCUGCCCCGUCUGUCGACACCUGACGUUCAUCACGAGACAGAGCGAGGCGCUGCAGCCGCUCUUAGAGAAAAAGGAUCCGAACGAGGGGCAGACCCUGGAGGUACCUCUCCCCGUGACACAGGGAGGACAGCUCCAGAGCGCGCGGCGUGUCUCCAGAGACGCCUUGCUGAGCGGAUCCAGUAGGAUUACCCUCCUCUUCUGCAAGUGCAUCUCUUGGAAGCAUCAACAGCAGAGAACAAUCAGUUCCAGCCCAAACGCACAUCAGGUUUUCAUCAUAAGCGCCCAGGGAAGACCCAUGACUGAGGAAGACGCGCUGGAUGUUGUUCUGACUGUAGUGAAUCCUCAGCGCAGGAGAAGACGCACCGGCUGCGUUUGCACGACGGCGCGAUGUCUGGUCUUCUUGCUGUCGACGUUUACGGCUCUGGCACUGGUGACUUUAACUUUACCCUGGAUAUUACUGGCAUAACUCCACUUGUGAGGACUUUUAGUCCAUAUUGAAGUGACAAGACGUUUUUACGCAAUCUUUCCAACACUUAAAGCUAAAGGGUAUUAAGUUGAAAUUAUUUUUAUUUUUGUAAAGAUGUGACUAAGUACUUACCUUUUUGACUGACUCAGUAAUGGAAAACUUUUGUGAUCACAGUCCGAUUAUGUGCACAGAUAAUAAAUAAUGAUUCUUAUAAGGUUUGAUCUCUCAUCAGUCUAUCUGAAGACAUUUUUAAUCAGUUUUUAUUAUGUUUAUGUUUGGUUCAGAGGAAAAAAGCUAUGCAAAAAAUUCUAACUUUUUUGUUUUUGAUGAUCAAGGAGAGAGAUAACAUGUUCUUGCAAAUGAUAAGUGGAAACGUUUAAAGAUGAUCUCACUGAGUUGCUGUGUUUUUGUGCUGCUUGUUUGGGGAAGCUCAAAAAUGUUGGUAUCACCACCAUCCUGCCUGACGUGAACACUCCUAGUUUCAUCUUCAGCCAUCCCUGAUCGACCUGUCUUACAGGUUUCACACCUAAAAUAUGCUUUCCUCCUCACGGUAACCUAAUUUUUACUCAAUAUUUCUAUACUACAUAUAGGACGUAUCUCUUAAGAUACUCUUUUAGUGCGCUCUUAUGUAGACAGUCACACCCAUAAAGUCGUAAAUGCAAAAAAAAAUGUAGAUAAGAAUCCGUGUGUCUGCUAGAAUACAUUUAAAGUACGACAUUUUGAACUUUUUUAUAAAUGAACACUUAUAUUUUUGCAUUAUUUGACCUGUAAUGAGGUGACUCAAGCAUUGAUGCUACAUAAAAUAUAAAAAAGUGUUAAUGAAAAAAGUAAAAUGCACCUAAAACAGAAAUGAAUCCACAUUAACCAGGUACGAUUAUUAAAAAUGUAAAGUUUAAUAUAUAUAUUUAGUUCUGACAUUCUGAUAAGGAUUGCAGGUAGGCUUCACAGUACACACUGUGUUCCACUCGAUAUGCUAAGCAGGAAGGGAGAGGGGGUGGGCUCGACAAGUGGCAGAUUUUAUUUGUACAAUAGUUGUGAAAGCAGAAGGAGGCAGUACAUCCAUAGGCAACUUCCAGUCCUUCACUGUAUUGCUCUGAAACCCCCAGGAGAAGGACCAUCCACUGCGCCCCCACACUCCCUUAAACCCAUCUUUUCUUCAUUCCCCCAAACAAUCCUUCAAAAUAGUGAUUGACACAAACAUGAACUAUCAAAAGACUAUCUAAGAAGUACAUGCAUGAAACUGUUUUAUCCUUGGAUUUGAACUCUAAAUAAACCGGACUGAAGCAACAUUGGUGAGAUGAUCAAUAAAAAGCCAAUAGUUAUUAAAAAGCAAGCUAAAACUAUGAACCGGUGAACUAUUUGGUUCAAAUAUGGAUAUUUUCUGUCAAGUUUUUAGCUGAAAUUAGAUAUCACUCCCACUUUUUGGAGGAGUUUGUCUUCUAGCAGCAUGAUAACCACACCUAAUAUGAAUAUGAAAGCAUGCCUUCAGUUAGCUGCAAGUUUCAGAUAUGAUGCACAAAAGCAUUAAGAUUGCCAUGAUUUU